CCUACAGACAGAAACAUGGCAUUCAAUGGUGCUUGGAAAAUCGACAGAAAUGAAAAUUAUGAAAAGUUCAUGGAGGCGAUGGGUGUUAAUGUGAUGAAAAGAAAGUUAGGAGCCCAUGAUAAUCUGAAGAUCACUAUUCAACAAGAUGGAGACAAAUUUACUAUCAAAGAAUCAAGCAACUUCCGUACCAUAGAUAUUGAAUUCACUCUGGGAGUCAAUUUUGAGUACAGUCUGGCUGAUGGGACUGAACUUACUGGUUCUUGGAGCAUGGAAGGAAAUAAACUUGUAGGAAAAUUUACCAGAAAAGAUAAUGGAAAACUACUCACAGCAUACAGAGAAAUCGUAGGUGAUGAACUUGUUCAGACCUACGUAUAUGAAGGAGUUGAAGCCAAGAGAGUCUUCAAAAGGGGCUAAGCACUUCAUCCAGAACAGCACCAGAAUCAAAAACUAAUGAAAAAAAGACCAAUUUUCUACAUAUCCUCUGCUUUUUUUUCAUUUUAUGCCCUCACAGCACCUCUUAAGCUGCAAUUACUCAGCCCUGUUGAAAACACGGGCUACUUCCGUAUGUUUACUGUUUUGCCUUGAAUAAACAAAAUCCAAUUACAAUUU
This is a messenger RNA of Nipponia nippon (crested ibis), 609 nucleotides long. RefSeq names its product fatty acid binding protein 2 (gene FABP2). The record is from RefSeq and is a predicted model, not a curated record. Gene Ontology annotation, molecular function: fatty acid binding. NCBI's taxonomy places the organism in Eukaryota, Metazoa, Chordata, Aves, Pelecaniformes, Threskiornithidae.